Candida dubliniensis CD36 is the source of this 1677-nucleotide messenger RNA. It is a transcript of the gene PAP1, whose product is annotated as polynucleotide adenylyltransferase. The transcript has a single exon. Bases 1 to 1677 code for a protein of 558 amino acids. Gene Ontology annotation, molecular function: RNA binding; poly(A) RNA polymerase activity. The record is from RefSeq and is a predicted model, not a curated record. NCBI's taxonomy places the organism in Eukaryota, Fungi, Ascomycota, Pichiomycetes, Serinales, Debaryomycetaceae. Gene Ontology annotation, cellular component: nucleus.
AUGAAUACGAAGACAUAUGGGGUAACUGAGCCCAUAUCAACUAAUGGUCCAACACCAAAGGAGAAUAUUCUUAAUGAUACGCUCAUCCAGGAAUUGAAAAAUAGAGGUUCAUUUGAGAGUGAACAAGCAACUAAAAAAAGAGUUGAAGUGUUGACAUUAUUUCAACAGUUAGUUCAAGAAUUUGUGUACACAGUAUCGAAGAGCAAAAAUAUGUCUGAUGCAAUGGCACAAGAUGCUGGAGGAAAGGUAUUUACUUUUGGCUCUUAUAGAUUGGGAGUUUACGGUCCGGGAUCUGAUAUUGACACAUUGGUAGUUGUUCCCAAACAUGUAACUCGUGAUGACUUUUUUUCAGUUUUUGCAGAUAUAAUUCGGAAACGGCCAGAGUUAGAGGAAAUUGCUUGUGUUCCAGAUGCAUACGUGCCAAUUAUUAAGAUAGAAUUUGAUGGUAUUUCGAUUGAUUUAAUUAUGGCAAAAUUGAAUAUUCCCCGAGUUCCCUUAGAUUUGACUUUAGAUGAUAAAAAUUUGCUCAAGAACCUCGAUGAAAAGGAUUUAAGAUCUCUAAACGGGACUAGAGUAACUGAUGAGAUACUACAAUUGGUUCCAAAGCCGACCGUUUUUAAACAUGCUUUGCGUUGCAUCAAAAUGUGGGCUCAGCAACGUGCAGUUUAUGGUAACAUUUUUGGGUUUCCAGGUGGUGUGGCCUGGGCUAUGUUGGUUGCUAGAAUAUGUCAGUUGUAUCCGAAUGCUGUUAGUUCGGUGAUUGUGGAAAAGUUUUUUAAUAUUUACACAAAAUGGAAUUGGCCUGAGCCCGUAUUGCUUAAAUCUAUUGAAGAUGGUCCACUUCAAGUUAGAGUAUGGAACCCAAGAUUGUAUCCACAUGAUAGACUUCAUCGAAUGCCAGUUAUAACCCCUGCGUAUCCUUCUAUGUGCGCUACCCACAAUAUUACAAGUUCUACCCAGAAGGUGAUUUUGGCAGAACUUUCUCGUGGCUCUUCUAUUAUGCAAGACAUUCAUGCUGGUAAAAAAUCUUGGUCUGAUUUAUUUGAGAAACACUGUUUUUUUUAUAAAUAUAAAUUUUACCUUUGUGUUGUAGCAGCGACAAUUGAUUCUGCUGAAGAGCAUAAAAAGUGGUCAGGUUUCAUCGAAAGCAAAUUGAGACAAUUAGUAUUGAAAUUAGAAGUUGCUGAAGGUGUUGAAAUUGCUCAUCCUUAUGUUAAAGAUUUUUCACACACAUUUCUUCUUGAUGAUAAAAAUGCCGAGGAUAUAAUCAACAGUUAUGGAACAUUGAGUGGAGAGGCUUUCUUGAGAACGUUACAUUCGUCAGAUUCUGAUAAGGACAGUGAUGAACAUAACAAAAUACGUUUGACUAAAUACUACAUUGGUCUAGACCUUAACUUGACUAAAUCAAGCGAUGGGGUAAGGAAGUUGGAUAUACAGUAUCCUUGUGCUGAAUUUUAUAGUAUAUGCAAAGGCUCUACAUCUUUUACUGAAGGAGUUAAUUUUAUUCAGAUUAAAAACGUUAAAUUGCAUGACCUUCCUAAUGACGUUUAUGAAGAUGGUGAAGAACGUCCAAUAAAAAGUGGGAAGAAGAGAAAAAAGGUUAUUAAAGAAGAUGGCCAAAAGAGAGUUAGGAAUGAGUCUUCUGCUUCACUGGCGUCUUUAAAUGGAUCAAGUUAA